Orcinus orca (killer whale) is the source of this 7245-nucleotide messenger RNA. RefSeq names its product ATP binding cassette subfamily A member 5 (gene ABCA5). Gene Ontology annotation, cellular component: intracellular membrane-bounded organelle; membrane. Gene Ontology annotation, molecular function: ATP hydrolysis activity; ATP binding; lipid carrier activity. Bases 1435 to 6363 code for a protein of 1642 amino acids. The transcript has 39 exons. The record is from RefSeq and is a predicted model, not a curated record. Gene Ontology annotation, biological process: lipid transport; transmembrane transport. NCBI's taxonomy places the organism in Eukaryota, Metazoa, Chordata, Mammalia, Artiodactyla, Delphinidae.
UUUGCCCGAGCCUCUGCCUCAUUGCAGGUUUCCCUGUUCUUUACACAAGUCAAGCCCCUUUGGGGAGUCUAGUUCUUCCAUUCUUUUUCCCUGCCUGGAAUUUGCAUUCCACUCUUUCCCAGACUCUUUCCCCCAGUUGCACUUACCACAUUAUAUUAAAUUUUAUCUAUCUGCAAAGUCAGUGACAGUGUCUAACUCCGUUUUGUAUUUUUUUAAAAAAGUUUGGUGCAUAAAUCCCUCAGUAAAUGUUUAAUGACUAUGCCGCUUUUCUUCUUUCUUCCUCCUUUUGUCUGUAAGGGUGGUCAGCAAGCUUUUUCUGUGAAGAGCCACACAGUAAAUGUUUUAGAUUUUGUGGACCACAUGGUCUCUGUCUUGAUUACUGAACUCUGCCGUUGUAGCACAAAGCAGUCACAGGCGGCACAGAAACAGCUGAGCAUGGCUCUGCUCCAAUAACACUUUAUUUCUAGACUCGAGAUUUGAGUUUCCUAUAAUUUUUACAUGUCACAAAAUACCGUUAUUCUUUGAUUUCCCCCCCCCCCAUUUAAAAAUGUGAAAACCAUUCCUAACUACUGGGCUGUACAAACCAGCCUGUGGGCUGGAUUUAACCCCCUCGGGCUCCGUUACAGACCUUUGAUCUAUAGACUCUCAGCAAAUCUGGAUAAAGGAACUUGCGGUAAGAUGAUACUGGUUUUAGUAUUACCAUGGGUGGUAGAGAAGCAAAGAAGGCCGUCUUUUUGUCACGGAUUUCAUGGUCAAGUUCAAGAUUAAGUUGUAAACAGAUCAUGAUGACACAGUAUGGUAACCGCAAUUACAGUUUAUUUAUUGGAACAAAGGAGUAAUAAUCAGCUCUGCUUGGGUGGAUGAGAAGUCACCUCUAAUAGUCGUCUGUUGGGGAUACUUUCAGCUUAGAUCGUUUCCAGGAAUCUUUUCAAACUUGCUAAGGUGACUGACUGACCACAUCUUUUGCCAGGAUGGCUGUGAACAUUCGGAUGGCUCAAUUCCUUAUUUAUAGGAUAUAAUCUUAAUUUGUUCCUCUCAGAACUAAAAUUAAUACAUUCUAGAUAAUUUUUUCUGACAGUUAUUUCUAAAGGUCAUGCACAUUUUUACUGCUUUGAGAAAGGUGAAAUAUAUUUCAUAGCACAUAUAGUAAUCAAUGUUUCUUUAAUACAGUAGUGAAUUUCUGAUACUGAAUUUUGGGUUAUGUAAAUUCAGUCUUUAAGUCAACUAUUAAUGCAUUAGAAAAGGAAGAUGGGCUUUAGUGGGCUUUCCGUUUUCUUGCAACUUAUUAGAUUUAAUGUGAAUUAUUUUUAUCUAGGAAAAGUAUGGAUAUAUGGCUGUUAGCAUUACUGACGCCAUCCUGGGCUCUUACAGUUUAUCCUGUCCUUUCACCCACCCUACCCAGGACUGAACUGUGCAUAAACUAAUCCAGAAAACAUGGCUACUGCAAUUCGGGAAGUUGGAGUUUGGAGACAGACCAGAACACUCCUACUGAAGAAUUACCUCAUUAAAUGCAGGACUAAAAAAAGUAGCGUUCAGGAAAUUCUUUUUCCACUAUUUUUUUUAUUUUGGUUAGUAUUAAUAAGCAUGAUGCAUCCGAAUAAGAUCUAUGAAGAAGUGCCUGACAUGGAACUUAACCCCAUGGACAAAUCUGUCCUCUCUAACCUAGUUCUUGGAUUUACACCAGUGACUAAUAUUACAAGAGACAUCAUGCACAAGGUUUCUACCGAUCACCUUCCUAACGUCAUAAUUACCGAAGAAUAUACAAGUGAAAAAGAAUUGCUAGCAUCCAGUCUUUCUAAGCCCAGCAACUUUGUAGGUGUGGUUUUCAAAGACUUCAUGUCCUAUGAACUCCGUUUUUUUCCUGAUAUGAUUCCAGUGUCUUCUGUUUAUAUGGAUUCAAGAGCUGGCUGUUCAAAAUCAUGUGAGGCUGUUCAGUACUGGUCCUCAGGGUUCACAGUUUUACAGGCCUCGAUAGAUACUGCCAUUAUACAGCUGAAGACCAAUGUUUCUUUUUGGAAGAAGCUGGAGCCAACUAAGGCUGUCCUUAUGGGAGAAACUGCUGUUGUGGAAAUAGAUACCUUUCCCCGAGGAGUAAUUUUAAUAUACCUAGUUAUAGCAUUUUCACCUUUCGGAUACUUUUUGGCAAUUCAUAUCGUAGCAGAAAAAGAGAAGAAGUUAAAAGAGUUUUUAAAGAUAAUGGGACUGCAUGACACUGCCUUUUGGCUCUCCUGGGUCCUUGUGUAUACAAGUGUGAUUUUUCUCAUGUCCCUUCUCAUGGCAGUCAUUGCAACAGCUUCUUCUUUAUUUCCUCAAAGUAGCUGCUUUGUGAUAUUUCUACUUUUUUUCCUGUAUGGCUUAUCAUCUGUAUUUUUUGCUUUAAUGCUGACGCCUCUUUUUAAAAAAUCAAAACAUGUGGGAAUAGUUGAAUUUUUAGUCACUGUGGCUCUUGGAUUUGUUGGCCUUUUGAUAGUCCUCGUGGAAAGUUUUCCCAAAUCUUUAGUGUGGCUUCUAAGUCCCUUCUGUCAGUGUACUUUUUUGAUUGGUAUUGCACAGGUCAUGCAUUUAGAAGAUUUUAAUGAAGGUGCUCUAUUUUCUAAUUUGACUGAAGGGCCGUAUCCUCUGAUUAUUACUAUUAUCAUGCUGGCCCUUAACAGCAUAUUCUAUGUCCUUCUGGCUGUCUAUCUUGAUCAAGUCAUUCCAGGAGAAUUUGGUUUACGGAGAUCAUCGUUUUAUUUUUUGAAGCCAUCAUAUUGGUCAAAGAGCAGAAGAAAUUAUAAGGAGUUAUCGGAGGGCAAUGUUAGUGGGAGUAUUAGUUUUAGUGAAACUGUUGAGCCUGUUUCUUCAGAAUUUAUAGGAAAAGAAGCCAUAAGAAUCAGUGGUAUUCAGAAGACAUACAGAAAGAAAGGUGAAAAUGUGGAGGCUUUGAGAAAUUUAUCCUUUGACAUAUAUGAGGGUCAGAUUACUGCGUUACUUGGCCACAGUGGAACAGGAAAGAGUACAUUGAUGAAUAUUCUUUGUGGACUGUGCCCACCUUCGGAUGGGUCUGCAUCUGUAUAUGGACACAGAGUCUCAGAAAUAGAUGAAAUGUUUGAAGCAAGAAAAAUGAUUGGCAUUUGUCCACAGUUAGAUAUACACUUUGAUGUUUUGACAGUAGAAGAAAAUUUAUCCAUUUUGGCUUCAAUCAAAGGAGUACCAGCCAAUAAUAUAAUACAAGAAGUGCAGAAGGUUUUACUGGAUUUAGACAUGCAGGCUAUCAAAGAUAAUCAGGCCAGAAAGUUAAGUGGUGGCCAGAAAAGAAAACUGUCUGUAGGAAUCGCUGUUCUUGGGGAUCCAAAGGUACUGUUGCUGGAUGAACCGACAGCUGGAAUGGACCCUUGUUCGCGUCAUAUUGUUUGGAAUCUUCUUAAAUACAGAAAAGCUAAUCGGGUGACAGUGUUUAGUACUCAUUUCAUGGAUGAAGCUGACAUUCUUGCUGAUCGGAAAGCUGUCAUAUCACAAGGAAUGUUAAAAUGUGUUGGUUCUUCAAUUUUUCUCAAAAGUAAAUGGGGCAUUGGCUACCGCCUGAGCAUGUAUAUUGACAGAUGCUGUGCCACGGAAUCUCUUUCUUCUCUGGUUAAACAACAUAUACCUGCAGCUACUUUAUUACAACAGAGUGACCAGCAGCUUGUGUAUAGCUUGCCUUUCAAGGACAUGGACAAAUUUUCAGGUUUAUUUGCUGCUCUAGACACUCAUUCAGAUUUGGGUGUUAUUUCUUAUGGUGUUUCCAUGACGACUUUGGAAGAUGUAUUCUUAAAGCUAGAAGUUGAAGCGGAAAUUGACCAAGCAGAUUAUAGUGUAUUUACUCAGCGGCCACCAGAGGAAGAAGUGCAUUCAAAACCCUUUGAUGAAAUGGAGCAGAGCUUGCUUAUUCUUUCUGAAACCAAGGCUUCUCUGGUGAGCACCAUGAGUGUUUGGAAACAGCAGGUGUUUAAAAUUGCAAAGUUUCACUUCCUUACCUUGAAACGUGAGAGCAAAUCAGUGAGAUCAGUGUUGCUUCUGCUUUUAAUUUUUUUCGCAGUUCAGAUCUUUAUGUUUCUGGUGCAUCACUCUUUUAAAAAUGCUGUUGUUCCUAUCAAACUUGUUCCAGACUUAUACUUCCUAAAGCCUGGAGAUAAGCCUCAUAAAUACAGAACAAGCCUGCUUCUUCAAAAUUCUUCCGACUCAGAUAUCAGUGAUCUUCUUAGGUUUUUCACCACCCAGAACAUAAUGGUGACAAUGUUUAAUGACAGUGACUACGUGUCUGCCGCUCCGCACAGCGCAGCUUUAAAUGUGAUGCAGUCAGAAAAGGACUAUGUUUUUACUGCUGUUUUCAAUGGUACUAUGGUUUAUUCUUUACCUGUAUUGAUGAAUAUCAUUAGCAACUACUAUCUUUAUCAUUCAAAUGUGACCGAAAGCAUCCAGAUCUGGAAUACCCCAUUCGUUCAAGGAAUUACAGACAUAGUUUUUAAAAUCGAGCUGUAUUUUCAAGCAGCUUUACUUGGGGUUAUUGUUACCGCGAUGCCACCUUACUUUGCCAUGGAGAAUGCAGAGAAUCAUAAGAUCAAAGCUUACACUCAACUUAAACUUUCGGGUCUUCUGCCUUCUGCAUACUGGAUUGGACAGGCUCUUGUUGACGUCCCCUUAUUCACGGUGGUUCUUACUUUGAUGUUAGGCAGUUUAUUUUCAUUUCAUCAUGGAUUAUAUUUUUAUGCUGUCAAGUUCCUUUCUGUGGUUUUUUGCCUUAUUGGUUAUGUUCCAUCAGUUAUUCUGUUUACCUACAUUACUUCUUUCACUUUUAAAAACAUUGUAAAUACCAAAGAAUUUUGGUCAUUUAUCUAUUCUGUGACAGCAUUGGUUUGCAUUGCAGUCACCGAAAUAACUUAUUUUAUGGGAUAUACAGUUGCAGUUAUUCUUCAUUAUGCUUUGUGCAUAGCCGUUCCAAUCUAUCCGCUCCUAGGUUGCCUGAUUUGUUUCAUAAAGAUUUCUUGGAAGAAUAUGCAAAAAAAAGAGGGCACCUACAACCCAUGGGAUCGUCUUUUGGUGGCUGUUAUAUCGCCUUACCUGCAGUGUGUGCUGUGGAUUUUCCUCUUACAGUACUACGAGAAAAAAUAUGGAGGCAGAUCAUUAAGAAAGGAUCCCUUUUUCAGGACCCUUACAACAAAGUCCAAAAGUAGGAAGUUUCCAGAACCACCAGACAAUGAGGAUGAAGAUGAAGAUGUCAGAGCUGAAAGGGUGAAGGUCAAAGAAUUGCUGAGCUGCCAGCGCCACGAGGAGAAGCCAGCCAUUAUGGUCAACAAUUUGCAUAAAGAAUAUGAAGACAAGAAAGAUUUUCUUCCUACAAGAAAAAUAAAGAAAGUGGCAAAUAAAUAUGUCUCCUUCUGUGUGAAAAAAGGAGAGAUCUUGGGACUAUUGGGUCCAAAUGGUGCAGGCAAAAGUACGAUUAUUAAUAUUGUGGUUGGUGAUAUAGAACCAACUUCAGGCCAGGUAUUUCUAAGAGACUAUUCUUCAGACCCAGCUGGAGAUGAUGAUUCCGUAAAGUGUAUGGGCUACUGUCCUCAGAUAAACCCACUGUGGCCGGAGAUUACAUUACAGGAACAUUUUGAAAUUUAUGGAGCUGUGAAAGGAAUGAGUGCCAGUGACAUGAAAGAGGUCAUAAUUCGAAUAACAAAUGCACUUGAUCUAAAAGAACAUCUCCAGAAAACGGUAAAGAAACUACCUGCAGGAAUCAAGCGAAAGCUGUGUUUUGCUCUGAGUAUGCUGGGGAACCCUCCCGUUACUCUGCUAGACGAGCCAUCCACAGGUAUGGACCCUAAAGCCAAACAGCACAUGUGGAGAGCAAUUAGAGCUGCGUUUAAGAACAAAACGCGGGCAGCUAUCCUGGCCACUCACUGCAUGGAGGAGGUGGAGGCUGUCUGUGACCGAGUGGCUAUCCUGGUGUCUGGGCAGCUAAGAUGUAUUGGGACAGUCCAACAUCUAAAGAGUAAAUUUGGAAAAGGAUACUUUUUGGAAAUCAAAUUAAAGGACUGGAUAGAAAACCUAGAAGUAGACCGUCUUCAAAGAGAAAUUCAGCAUAUUUUCCCAAAUGCAAGCCGUCAGGAAAGUUUUUCUUCUAUUUUGGCUUAUAAAAUUCCUAAGGAAGAUGUUCAAUCCCUUUCACAAUCUUUUUCUAAGCUGGAAGAAGCUAAACGUACUUUUGCCAUUGAAGAAUACAGCUUUUCUCAAGCGACAUUGGAACAGGUUUUUAUAGAACUCACUAAAGAACAAGAGGAAGAAGAUAACACUUGUGGUACUUCGAACAGCACACUUUGGUGGGAAAGGACACAGGAAGACAGAGUAGUAUUUUGAAUUUGUGUUGCUCAGUCUGCUUACUGCAUUUCUUUCUUUUUCACUUUAUUUUAACUUUGGUUUAAACGUUUAUUGCUUGAACGGUAAUUGGAGAACCAUGAAAGCACGUGGGAUUUUCCUGACUUCGUUAAUUGAAAUGCUGUUGGUUGUGUGUUUUGCUUUUCUUCAAAUAAAACUUGUGUAUAAUGCAUUGAAACUGCACGUUUGUAUCCGAAGUAUACUGCACUGUAGUCCGUAUGUGAAGUUGAACAUGUACUUUUUCACUUUUCAGAAGCAGUGCUUGUGAUUUUAUGAUUUGAAGAAAUAGUGAUAGAAUCAUCUUAUUUUGAACAGUUAUCUUUUAAGUUUAUACCAUCUUGUUACAUAAGUAUGUAAUACCCCAAUCUAAAUAAAAAACGAAUACAUAAAUAACACAUAGAACAGAGACAUAAAGCAAAAGUUUGCUUCUCCUUUUUAAUUUCUAAAAGAAACUGAAUGGAAGUUGGCGUCCUAAAAACCUGAACACUGGACGGUCUCAGUGCACGUAGAGGUCUGCAGGAAGUGACAUUCACUGGGUGGCAUCAUCAGCCAGAAUAACUGGAAGGAGACCUCGUUCUGUUAGUGAUUUUAGACGCAAGUAACUCAGGUACGGUGCUCUCGUCACAAUUCUUUUGCUUACGGUAAAAUUCAGAGGUGUUUCCAUUAUUGUGGAAGACUAUGUGUAGAAUCUUAUUGUGUAAUAGUCUGAUUCUUUGACUGCUUGUGGCUAGAAUGACAGACAUCUAUAAAGCUACAAGAAUUAAGCCAUACCUCCACCCCUCGUGGAAGAUAGAAAUUUUUUUGUCAUCUUCCUUCCAAAGGACACAUUUUCUUUUAUUCUAGAAAUAAACUGUAUUAUUUGAA